This is a messenger RNA of Alternaria triticimaculans, 3855 nucleotides long. RefSeq lists its product as uncharacterized. The transcript has 6 exons. NCBI's taxonomy places the organism in Eukaryota, Fungi, Ascomycota, Dothideomycetes, Pleosporales, Pleosporaceae. The record is from RefSeq and is a predicted model, not a curated record. The coding region runs from base 1 to 3855 and encodes 1284 amino acids.
AUGUGUCACUACCAGAGCCGACGAGAGCGCCUUGAGAUUGAUGUCAUGAAUCGGAUCUUACGAGAGCCGGACUACCAACCCUUCUUGAGGGAGGAGGUAAACGCCGCCAACAAGUUCAGAGCCACGCGGGCCUACCAGACACACAGAGAAGCAUACGACAAGAAGAACAGCACACCCGCUGCCUCUACAUCUAAGCCUAAUAAGACUACGCUAGCUUACACAAUUCUAGCAAGAAAGUCGCCGAUCAUCACCACCGCAGCGCCCAUACCAACGGCAGCUAAUACCUCGACCGCAGUGCCUACUCUUACAGCAGCAUCAAAUGCCACAGCCAUCCCCGUCACAGCCGCCAUACCCAUCACAGCCGCCAUCCCCAUCACAACCGCGACACCUAUCACAACCGCGACGCCCACUCCUACAGCGCCUAUACCAACCGCAGCUAAUACCUCAACCACAGCGCCUACUCUUACAGCAGCAUUAGAUGCCACAGCCAUCCCCAUCACAUCCGCGACGCCUACUCCUACAGCAGCAUUAGAUGCCACAGCCACCCCCAUCACAGCUGCCACCCCCAUUACAUCUGCGACGCCCAUCACAUCCGCAACGCCUACUCCUACCGCAGCAUGUACUGCUACUGCCACCCCUAUCACAGCCGCCACCCCUAUUACAACCGCGAUGUCCGUCGCAACCGCGACGCCCGCUCCCACGGCAGCAUCUACUGCCGCUGCCACCCCCAUUGGAACACUCGGCAUACAGGACGACUGGUCUCCUCCUCCGGACAACGACGACCACGAAGAUUAUGGCGUCGCCAUCCCGUUCAGUCAGAGUAGCGCGCAGCCCCCAGAGCCUGAGUCCCGGAAAAGGGUUAAGCUGACCGUCGACCUCUCGCAGCCACCAAGCAAGUCGGACAUUGAGGCAAUGCAGCUUACCAAGGCAACAGAUUUGGACCGCGCAUCCGAUUACAUCCUGAAGCUGACCCUCCGAAUGGACACGUGCCCACGGGUGGGGAUGCUCCGUGACGUCGUUCACAUGGCGGUGCAGCAAUAUCCAGAGUCCGACGGUGCCAUACCGCUGCGUCUUCUUCCGCUCGGACCGUGGCCAAUCAGCCUCGCCUCUAUGCUCGAGGUGUGCAAAGCCAAGAUGUGGCUGUCCGGCACGACUAUCGACUUCCUUGUCGAGAGAUGUGGCAAUUCACGGGGGUACUCACCGGAGGUCGUGCAUGUCGCUACAAGCCGUCCAGUAUACAUGGCAACCAUCGGCACGUCAUCAUCUAACCCCGAGAUACGCCCCGACAUCGCGUCACUUAUUCCGCAAUCAGUCUUCAUCCUCCCUGAGCUCGACGCCGCAGCAUUCAUCGUCUUCACUUGGAAUCCGACGAACAGCCAUUGGGUAGUGGUGCAGGCCCUAUGCAUGGAAUUUGGGGCGGGGCUCAUGCGCGUGUACGACACAGGACGUAGAUACCGAUCUACGUCUAUGUUCGAGCAGGAGCUCCGGCAAUUCGUUGCGCUGGUGGCGCUCUCUCACCCCCGGUCCAGAUUAGCGAACGUCGAUUGGAACACGGUCGCCGUUAGAUACGAGGAAACAGUGCAGCAAGAGGCAGAUGACUGCGGGGUCUUCACAGCGUGGAACGUGAGGACAUUACUUCACAAUGACCAGCCCGCGAAGUCGGCCUCCAACGCCUUGAGCGUUGGCAUGACACUCCGACGGGAGCUGUUCACCGGAGCACACAGCACUAUCAGCGGCCGUGAUCCCCCUUAUUGCUCGAGCCAGGCUGCGCUCGAUGCGCACAUCGAGCAUCUAUCUGGCGACAUGCGCAACCCCACUGGCCUUAGCCCGACUAGCAACCACCACAACGAUGACAAGAAACCAGGCGUAAGCACUCUCGGUCCUGUUCGAUACGUCGCGCGGACAAGGCCUACAGAACUGGCCACCUCCCACCCAACGAUCGUAUUCUAUACGGAUCUCGGAGAGCCGCGCCAGUACGAGCACUGCGCCUCUGCAGUCCAAGAAAUCGCUCAGUAUAUCCUAUCCAACAACAUAGACGCUUCGAUCGAAGCUAUCGACCGAGUGGUCGGCGAGAGCUUCACAGUCACAGCAUUACAAGGACCGACGGCGGCAGAGAUAGCGCGUUAUUGGGCGAGCAAGAGACGAACCCUUCUCCGUACGAUCGCGAAUAGGAAGUGGCUGAGCCUUGACUGUGUUAACCUUGGAAAAUCCACCGACGGUCUAAAACCCACUAUCGUCAUCACGGCAUCAGACGCAGACGCAGAUGUGUGGGACCAGAUUAUAGCGAGAAUCAGCGUUCUCUUUGACUACAAGCUGGAGGUAGAGCUCCUGUACGGACCGCGCAGUAGGAUCGAUCUGGCGGAUGCUGUGGGAGAUACCGAAGAGGCGGAGAUGUCGGAUAUUUCAACCGAAGUAGAGGAAGAGGCGGACUUCGCAAGCAAGGAACUGAAGAAACCCAAGGGUAUCGCGAAUGAGUCGGAAGACGAAGAAUUCUGCCGUCCCUCGCAUUUCUCUACCGACAUCUACCCUGGUACAUCUGUAGGAGUGAAGGGAGGCCCAUCAGGAAGCGUCGGUGGAUUCCUGAAGAUCGAAUUCCCUGGACUGCCUACUCCCGCCACCCAAGUCGGUCUAACUAACUUCCACGUACUAUGGGGAGGUGACGAGAAGCCAGUGCAACCGCCUCAUCUGAGGGAAGCUUCUUGCGGUUCGGUCACCGUAGUAGUACCAUCAGAUCGCGACAAGACCCGAUAUCUCCGCGACGCAAGUUCGAAGCAUCAAGCUGUAGAAUCCGAGAGCCAUCGGUCCAAAAGGCAGCAAUGGCGAGAAGAAAGAGAAGAAGAGCGCAAAGAGCGUAAGCGGGUGGAAGAGGCAUCCAGCGUUGCAGGAACAACAUGGGCAAGCUCAGCAAAAACCUCUCGUCCUCAUCCCAGGUACACAGCGAAGCAGCAUGAGAAUUGGACGGAACAAAGCCGCAGUACCAACGAUACAACCGAGGGCCCAGCCCUGGAGUGGGACAUUGACUGGUCGCUAUUCUCGAUAGACGCACCUCGCUUGGCGGACUUCAGGGUCGCUGAGCGCAUAUCUCACUCUCCUAAGAUUCGACAUCAUCUUACGCAGCAUGACCUCGACGAGCAGGACAUCAUUGUCCGUAGCGAAGCCGUCGCCAUUCUCGAACACAAGACGCAGAACCUUCCAUACCAAUCCGUACCAGAUUUCAGUGGUCGCAAACAAGAAGCUUUCAUGCGAGGUUUUGCCAGGCGCUACCUUCCUACGAUCCGCAAUGCAGCCUUCCAAGUAAUGCGUUAUAAGCUUGGCACUAUGCUGCGCAAUAGGAAAACGCUGAGCAAGAGGACAAUGAAAUUCCCCCGUGCGAACGUUCGCCAUCCCGGUUCAUUUGUUAAUGGGAAAUUCAUCAAGGCCAAUACGCGCAUUAUCCCUACAUGCAUCGAAGCGUACGCCCUCGAAGGCAGCACUACCAUCCGCGCCACCGCGGCUCGUGCUAUCUUUGGCACAGAUCUCCAUGUUUGCGCUUCACCGCCUGACCCGACACGCACGUACGAUAUGGUACUUCCGUGCUUCCGUCGCUCGGGCAGGCCACGGGACGGUAUCAGCUCCGACACCGAAGUCUUCCACAACGAAUCGGAAGACGUCGAUUUACGCCUACAAGCGAUGUAUGAUCAAUGGGAACAAGUCUUCAACAACUACCCAAGACCCCACGACAAGAUUGACACACAAGGAGCGCUAGCAAUGCAAAGCUUUAGGCCGGUCUGGAUCCCACUGGUAUUAGGUUCUCAAUUCAGCUGGACAUUCUGCGCGAGUGGCAAGCGUUUACGACACAAUGCGAAGGGUCAUUGA